This is a messenger RNA of Suillus subalutaceus, 1272 nucleotides long. Its product is annotated as tRNA synthetases class I-domain-containing protein. NCBI's taxonomy places the organism in Eukaryota, Fungi, Basidiomycota, Agaricomycetes, Boletales, Suillaceae. The record is from RefSeq and is a predicted model, not a curated record. Gene Ontology annotation, biological process: valyl-tRNA aminoacylation. Gene Ontology annotation, molecular function: ATP binding; valine-tRNA ligase activity. The transcript has 12 exons. Bases 1 to 1272 code for a protein of 423 amino acids. Gene Ontology annotation, cellular component: cytosol.
AUGGCCAACAUCAUCGAUUCUCAGUGUGUCUUGGUCGUUGGAUCCGCUGCAGAAAUAGGUCGUACUCUUGCCCUGCUAACCGUCAAUAUUGUCUGCAGUCGCUGCAAGGAAAGGCUCGAUGAACUGAGCGCAGCGUUCUCAAGUCUUCCAUCGAAGAUAUCGUCAACACUUACCCAGAUGUUCUUGUUCUCGAAUGGCAUUCAACGGGCCUUCGACUUCACUAAGCCAGAAGCCGUUUAUCCCGAAUCUCUCAAGUGUGAACUCGCCACCAACCACACCUCAAUUGUCAGGAUGAUCACCUUCCUCCCUCAUCUUAUCGAGCUUGGGUUUAUUCAGGGCUGUCCGUCGUUCCUGCCGCUGAAAUCACUGCUCUCAACGAGAAGAACGAUCACGUGGUUGAGAUUAUUCCUCCACUCGGUCGAGUCGGAUUUUCAUGACUUCGAAGGCACAACACAGCGUCUGGCCAAUUUCUGGCUCUCGCUCAAAGAAUACACGAAGGUGACGAUGAAGGGCCUUGUUCGAGGCGACCCACACGAGGGAUGGUCAUUGAACAGCACAAAAAGUUUGAGGGGAAGUUUGAGGUUGCAACGAAGAUGUACUGCCAAUUUUCCUCGGUAUCACCCUGCCAGUAUCCUUGAAACAGGCUGGGACAUCCUUUUCUUCUGUGUGGCGCGUAUGGUUCUCAUGGGCUUCUAUCUUACUUGUCAGAUGCCAUUUUCUGAGGUACUCUGUCACGCGAUGAUUCGCGACGCUCGUGGACGCAAAAUGAGAAAAUCGCUCGGUAACGUCAUUAGCCCGAUCGAUGUCGUCCUGUCGCUUGAGCAACUCCACCAGAAAUUGUAUUUGGAAGGUCUCUUAGCUGCCGUCAAUCACACCAAGCACGACAUUGCUGCUGCUUCUGCACAUCACAAACGCCUAGGCAGUCUCGCAGGUCGUCUCGCAGGGUACAUCAAUCCCUCAAUCAGCACUGGCGGUACGGAAUGGAUUGCAGGUAUGGCUCCGUGGAACGCCUCACUGCAGCUAUGCCGAAUUUGUACUUAUCUCCAAAGAAACAUCUGUUUUAUCACCAAUCCUGCCUUUCUUGUCACGAGACACAUGGAAGACUUUGUCACUUCCGACCCUUCCGAGUUGAAGAGAAUCAUCAUGAACUACAACGACGACCUCGACCAAAAAAAUCGUAAGGGAUUUCCUGCUCGGUUACUCGGCACUCUCAAGCAUGAGCUUGCAUACUCUCCCAGUCCUUCAAGCUGUGCCGGAGAAUCUGGACGAUAA